CCGUAAAAUGUCUGACAGUCAAACCAACUAUAAACUGGAUGAAGCACAGGAAAUUAUGAAUGAGCUGAGAAUGAUCAAAAAGUCAAUUACUUUAGGAGAAAAAGAGAAACAGGACCUUAUACAGAGCCUUGCUAAACUAACAGAUGAAUUCAGGAAUAGCUGCUGCAUUGAGAACUCCCUGCAGGAUCUCCAGAUGAAUGCAAGCUUGGCCUCUGAGUGUUUACCACAGCAAUACUGCGAAGCAAGUUCACAGACUGACAUCAUCGGUGAGUUUUCAUCUGAUGGAAGGUCGAAACUAGCAGACAGAGUUCGACUUAGUUGGCAGUAUGAGGAAGCUAAGAAGAGAGUUUCCAGUAUCCAGCUACAGCUGGCUCAGUUGGACAACGAGAGCUGGCCAGGCAGGGCUGAGGCAGACUGGGACCGUCUGCAGCUGAUCAGGGAGAAAGAGGCACUGCUCCAGGAGCUGCAGCUCAUCAGUCAGCAGAAACGCCUGCCCGAGGAGCUGGCUCGGCUCGAGGCGGAACGCCAGCGUCUGGAAGACGAUAUCCAGCGUGCACAGUCCAUUCCCUGUCAGGAAUUCGCUGAAAGAAUGCUGUUGCAAGACAAGAGAAACUGUCUAUUAAGGCAGCUGGAAGAAGCAACACGCUUAACCACGUAUUUGCACUCGCAGCUGAAGAGCUUAACUGCUAGCUCGCUCACGGUGUCAUCCAGCAGUAGUAGAGGUUCACUUGCAUCCAGCUGUGGAUCAUUGGCUUCCAGUCGAGGUUCUUUAAGCUCGGUCAGUUUUACUGACAUUUAUGGCCUCCCACAAUAUGAGACCGAUGCAUCGAUUGAUUUGGGGUGCUAUCUGCAGUUUGAUCUGCUUCCGUUCGACACGAUAGCCAAGGACCCUUCCUUUAUCGACCAUUUAGGACUGUCCAACUUGAGCAAGGCCAGGCGGUCUUUGGACCCGCCUCAGUCCUUGGCAUCGCUCUCCUCUAGGUCCUCGCUGUCCUCGCUCUCGCCACCCAGCUCCCCACUCGACACCCCAUACCUCUCCGCUUCUCGUGACUCUCCGCUGGCCCAGAUGAACGAGGAGUUUGAGGAGCUGCUAGGAAGAUCGGAGUCUGAAAACCUGCGACUGCAAGCCCAGGCUGUCUGUCACGAUUUGCAGGAAGCUGCGUCUGCGCAAGUUGUUGGAGCUUCAGUCAGCGAUAUCAAGCUAUGCCAAGAUGUGGAUCCCAGAGUGAGGCCAGCAAUGCAGGGUGUAGGAGCGGUAACCCUGCGCACUGACAGUGCCCUUAAAGCAGGCCGAAGAGUGAGAAGAGUCUCCACAGGUUUCUCGGAUGAUUCUCUCGCCACAGACAGUGGAGUCUUCGAAGCAUUGAGUAAAAGGCCUGAAGAUGCAGACGAGACUCUGUAUGAUAAUAGUUCCAUCACUUUUGAUCCACCACAAAUUAAAAUGGGACUUGUGUAUGAUCACCGGGAGGAAUGCUUGAUCAUUCACAUCCUUCAGUUACGGAAUCUCACUGCCCUACAGGUGAAAGAUGGGAGCAGAGUGUAUAUAAGGACCUCAUUGCUCCCGAUUGACCCUGGCACAACGUUUACCUUCUGCUCCAAGGCUUUAGAGAUUCAGGCCCUAAUGACAUUCAGUGAAUCAUUUCAAAUCCCAGUGGCACCCAGCAUGUUGAGAUUGAAGACUGUGCAGCUGGAUAUAUGUUCCAUUGACCAGCAAAUUCAGGAAGAGUUAUUGGGAGUUGUUCAGAUAAGUCUGGCUGACAUUGAAAGACCAGGUGAAAUGUUGCUCCAUUGGUAUCAACUGUUAACCUUCGGUAGUAUGGGGACAAUGCCUGAAAGGAACAGCAGGCAAGCUUGCAAUACUGGAAUUGUUGGAAAGCUAACGGAUAGUGAAAUGAAGGAUGCAGUGUCAAUGCUUCUAGCAAGGACCACAGCUCAGUUGGAAGCAGUGGAGAAACAGUUAGCAGAGGAGCGAGUGAAGUUGGAAUGUACGGAAGAGGAAAUCCAGGAGGAGAUGAAGGAAGAGAAAACCGAAGCCGUGUCAGAGAGGAGUUGGCAGGCCGAGUCAGUGGACAGUGGCUGCAGCAAUAGUGCCCAGCUUAGCCCACAAUACCCUAUGGUGGAACAGCUCAGUGGGGUGGAUGGCAAUGGGAGCCACCUGCACGAGUUUGCCGAUCAAAUGAGCCAGUUUGCUGCUCUCCGAAUGAGAGCCCCGCGUACGAAGGUUGACAAAGAGACCAACACUGAAGAGCCUUUCCCUGAAGAGGUCAUGAUACGACCGAAGGAAAGGAGCAGUCGACGGUCACGUGGCUCUCCGUUUGUCCGUAGCAGCACCAUUGUCCGCUCGCAGACGUUUUCGCCAGGAGCACGGAGUCAGUAUGUCUGCAGGCUAUACCGAAGUGACAGCGACAGUUCGACGCUUCCUAAAAGGUCCCCAUUUAUCCGAAAUGCAUUGGAGAGACGCACUCUGCGGUAUAAACAGCCAUCUUUCAAAACGCCACUGGUUGAACAUCCAACACGAACAUCCCUGGACUUGGAGCUGGAUCUCCAGGCGUCCAGGACUAGGCAGCGGCAACUGAACGCGGAGUUGGCUGCACUGCGAGAGCUGAAACAGCGGCUGCAGGAGAGCAGGAUUCGAGGACAGGCUGACCUCCCUCAAUGGAUUUUACGAGAUGAGAAGUUCCGCAAUCUGUUAAAGGAAGCAGAGAGACAGGCAAAGCAAACUAAGUUGGAGCAACGCCAAGACCAAGCUGAGAAAAUGUUGAAGAAAGCAGCGAAGGAAGUGUAUCAACUGAGAGGGAAAAGCCAAAAAGAGCCCUUGCAGGUUCAGUCCUUCAGAGAGAAAAUGGCAUUUUUCACCCGAGCGCGAAUCAACAUACCUCCUCUGCCAGCGGAUGAUGUAUGACACUUUACUAUAUUUUAAAUAUGAAGUAUUUAUCAGUCUCAAUUUUAUCCAUGUGAAGUUACUAGAAAAAAAACAGUAAGUGAGUUUAUUAAACACUUUUGCAAGGAUUAUUCCUAUAGACCUUUUGUAAAAAGAAAAAAGGAAAAAAAAAGCCUAUAUACUUAUGUUAUAAAUAUAUAUAUAUAUAUCUUUAUAUAUAUAUAUAUAUAUUAUAAUUCUAGAAUUGAAGCAAGGCAUGGUUUGUCCUUGUUAUGAAUUUAACAUCCCUCUGAAGGAAUGGUAUUAUAUAAAAAAAAACAAACUAAGCUGUUGUAUAUCUGUUCAGUUUCUGUGUACUCUGUGGGCUUAAAAGGCUGGAAGAUAGAAACAAGGCCAGCUUAAUCAUAUCCACUGUAAUAUAGGUUUCUUAUUUAAAAAAAAAAAUAUUUUUCCUUGAAGGAAAAUCUCAGUUUUAGGUGUAUUUUAAGACUAUAAAGUUCUGCAGUAUUUUGGGUGCACUGGAAUGAAAUCUUAAGCUGGCUUUGUUUCUGUUACCUGAUGUGAAAAUACUAUGCGCUGAUUAUUAAUGUUGCCAUAAUAUGUUUCAAGCCACACGCAUAACUUUAGUGUUUUAUAUUACUCUGUGCCUUUACACUAUAUUGUAACAUUGUAUUCUUUGCCACAACGGUGUAUUGUAUAAAAAAAAUUUCAUAGUAACAUCUUUCAAUAUUUUUACUAUUAAAAAAUAAAAAAGAACCUUUAUUAGUGAAU
Rhincodon typus (whale shark) is the source of this 3652-nucleotide messenger RNA. It is a transcript of the gene wwc3, whose product is annotated as WWC family member 3. Gene Ontology annotation, molecular function: molecular adaptor activity; kinase binding. Gene Ontology annotation, cellular component: cytoplasm. Gene Ontology annotation, biological process: negative regulation of organ growth; cell migration; regulation of DNA-templated transcription. NCBI's taxonomy places the organism in Eukaryota, Metazoa, Chordata, Chondrichthyes, Orectolobiformes, Rhincodontidae. The record is from RefSeq and is a predicted model, not a curated record. The transcript is spliced from 18 exons. Bases 8 to 2902 code for a protein of 964 amino acids.